Molecule: messenger RNA, 1039 nt
Organism: Anoplopoma fimbria (sablefish)
Lineage: Eukaryota; Metazoa; Chordata; Actinopteri; Perciformes; Anoplopomatidae
Gene: noxred1
Product: NADP-dependent oxidoreductase domain containing 1
Exons: 6
Coding region: 1-1008 (335 amino acids)
Biological process (GO): L-proline biosynthetic process
Molecular function (GO): pyrroline-5-carboxylate reductase activity
Source: RefSeq, a predicted model, not a curated record
AUGGUGGACGUGUCUGCUGACUUGAGCAGCUUUUCUUUUGAGGCCGAGCUGACUGAAGAUGAGAAAGAGCUCAUUUACCUUCGUGCACGCUCGGCUGGACUGACGUUCUGCGGGUGCGCGCACGCAGUUUUCUUGUGCAAACUGGUCCACUCACUAAGAAGUAUCAUCAAUAGUCACACUGCAGACAGAGGCUCGUUGGCAGCAGAAGAAGACAGUGACAUCUGCGUUGGGAUACUUGGUAUGGGUCACAUGGGAAAACAGUUGCUCCUUGCCCUCCUUGAAAAGUCUGGCAUUAAACCAUCACACAUUAAGAUCUCCAGUAGGAGACCAGAAUCUGCAGUGGAAUUUAUCGAGACAGGAGUUGAAUGUUUCUUUGACAACCGCAGACUGGCAGCCUGGGCAGACGUGCUGUUCCUCUGCUGUCUGCCCUCUCACCUCCACAGAGUCUGCGCUGAUCUCCGCUCUCACUUGUCCAAGCGCUGCCUUGUGUACAGCUUCACCUCUGGUGUGCCUGUCACCAGAUUGGCUCAGCUUCUUGGACACAACUUCAUCCUCAAAACACAGUAUGACUUUGUCGCUUGUGACACUUCAGAUGUGUGGCUGUCUUGCACUCAUCUGACCACAGCUUUGACAGAUCCUUUGUUGAUUGAGGCAUCGUGUCCUCUCACAACGAGCGGUGGCAUUUCUGUGGGUCUGAACUGGGUGAGUGCAGUGUUGUACAGCCUGCUAAAUAUCUGCACCUCUACCAGUGUGGGAUCCAGUGAUGCUCUCUCUCUUAUCAACAACGUCCUUAAAGAGAAGUGUCCACACACUGUGGAAUUAGACGCACACAGUUUCAUCAGUGCAUCAUAUGCAUCCUCCCUUCGCACAGAGGAACCUUUUCCCUGGAUUUCUCUCACUGAUGCCCAAACCAAGGAGACACCACUGCUUUGCUUCCUAACAAAAAGCAAAUCUAUGAUACAGUGCAUCUCUGCCGCAUACAAAUCACUGCUAUGCCAGCAAAAUUAGACUAAUGUUAAACUUAACUGUAUAUUUUCUA